AUGCAACAACCAAAGAUUCUCAUUGUUGGCGCUGGCGCCUUCGGCCUCUCCACCGCUUAUCACCUUUCCCUGCGAGGCUACAAAUCCGUGACUGUUGUGAAUCGCUUUGAAACACCAUCAAAGGACUCGGCGGCGACAGAUCUAAACAAAGUCCUGAGAACAGACUAUGCGGAUCCGGCAUUCACUAAGCUGGCCGUGGAAGCGAUGGCCGCAUGGAAAGACCCGAAUUCUAUUUUCGCCGGCAUGUAUCACGAGAGCGGGUGGAUUAUGGCGGCAAAUACCAUGUCAACAGAGGCUAUCUCUGACGCUUAUCAACGCGCAGAGAAAGCAGGACUGGCAGGAGCAGUGGACUACGUGACGCCUCAGACAAUGCGAAAGAGAUGGCCGGCGGGCGCUCACUGGGGCUUUUCCCGGCUGGAAGAAUCUGUACCCUCUGGAAAAGCUUUAAUGCGCAUGAACGAAGAAGCAACAGCCAAUGGCGUAAUAUCUGUUUCUGGACCUGCUGGCCAUAUUGUAAAGCUUGUUUACGGCGAGAAUGGCGUGUGUCGAGAUGCUAUUGCGGCGGAUGGCACGUUCCACCAAGCCAAUAUUGUGAUUCUCGCGAGCGGUGCAAACACAGCGACAUUAGUCGACGUCGGCGAGGAGGUAACAGCAGCAUGCUCUGCGGUUGUGGUGAUUAAGCUUGAGCCGCACGAGAUUGAGAAAUACAGAAUCCCGAUAAUCGAUAACAUGGAGCAAGGAAUUAUUUUCCCUCCAGACGAGGAUGGUUUCGUCGAAAUCUGCAGUUGCCGAGGAAUUACAAACUACCAGAAUAGUAUUCUUCCAAGGCAGUCCAUUCUUCAUUCAGUGGGGAAUUACCCUGAAGAUGGGUGUCCUAAGGAGAUUGAGAGCGAGCUAAGGACCUUUGUUCGUGAGAUGAUGCCGGAACUAGCACAUCGACCCUUCGUAUCAACAGAACUUUGCUGGGAUGCAUUUGCCCCAGAUUCGAGUUUCCGGAUUUGCCCCUACCCUCAGGCGAAGAACCUGUUCGUUGCAACAGUUGGCUCGGGUCAUGCAUUCAAGUUUCUACCUACUAUCCGAAAGAAUGUGGUUGAUAUGGUGGAGGGAAAUCUUGACCCCGAAUUAGAAAGGCUGUGGGCAUGGAAGUAUGGCGAAUCUGCGAGGCCCAAGGCACAUCCGUAUCCGAGUCGAGAUCUGGGGGUCCUGACAGGAUGGAAAGGGAGAAAUGCACCUGCUAGUGGAAAGCUGCCUUGGACGUGGAGUCGGUUGUAA
Aspergillus steynii IBT 23096 is the source of this 1272-nucleotide messenger RNA. Its product is annotated as FAD-dependent oxidoreductase. The record is from RefSeq and is a predicted model, not a curated record. The transcript is spliced from 4 exons. Gene Ontology annotation, molecular function: saccharopine oxidase activity; sarcosine oxidase activity; flavin adenine dinucleotide binding. Bases 1 to 1272 code for a protein of 423 amino acids. Lineage: Eukaryota; Fungi; Ascomycota; Eurotiomycetes; Eurotiales; Aspergillaceae.